Messenger RNA from Trypanosoma theileri, 1443 nucleotides. RefSeq lists its product as uncharacterized. Lineage: Eukaryota; Euglenozoa; Kinetoplastea; Trypanosomatida; Trypanosomatidae. The record is from RefSeq and is a predicted model, not a curated record. Bases 1 to 1443 code for a protein of 480 amino acids. The transcript has a single exon.
AUGGCAACGAUGUCCAUCCAACUGCGCCGCGUGGUGUACCUGUUGGUACUCCUGCAAUGUUGUGCGUGCGUGGUGAGCGCCGAUGGCAUGGGGGACACCAGCAAAAAUACCGUUGCGCCAGAAACUACUAUCAAGCAAGAAGCAGGGAUUGCGGAGCGGCGGUUGCAGGAGUUGGUGAACCAGGCAUACGGUCUGUAUCUGGCGGGUAAAAGUUGUGUGGCGGUGUUGAAGAACGAGACGGCGGUAUGUGAAAAGCAUAAAGAUAACGCCAAAAAAGCCGCGGAGAAAACAAAAAAUGCUGUCGACGCUCUCGAAAACAAACUGGAAGUAAAGGAUAAGGUGAUUGAACAACCUAUACCAGUGGAAAAAAUCAAAGAACUGAGGGGUGUGGCGGAGGAGGCCAAGAAGCACAUUACGGAAAGUAAAGAGGCGCUGGAAAAAGAAACCGCUAUGCUUCAAAAGAAAAAAUACGCGCUAACGGCUUGUUGGGCAUCAUUUGGCGAUUUAAGUGAUGUGGUGCCGAAACUCAAUGCUAGCCGAGAUGGUCUUGAGAGUUUUAUGGACGAACAUAGCACGCCUGAGAGAUUAAAUCUCAUAAAGAACGCCACCGCGACGGGUGGAGAAUUGUUUUGGCUCACGCAGGAAGUGGGGUUGGCUCUUGGAAGGGGGCAGGGGAUCAAGAGGGAGGCCGAAACAGAGAUGAGGGAUGCGGACCGGAUGUUGCAGGACACGCUAAAGAAACUCGAGAAGAUCGUGGCCCAGGUCAAAAAGGUGGGUGCAGAAGGGGUGGAGCGCACGAGAGUCGAUGGGUUUCACGAGUUUCAGACGGACGUCAACGAGACGGCGAAGUUAUUGAAUGAGACAGCCGCGAUAAGCAGUUCGAUCGUCGAACCGGCGCCAGGAGUGCUGAUGAGUGGUGCGCGAAGCUAUGAAGAUGCAGUUGCGAGGGAUGAUGAAUUGUAUCCUGAGAGGAAGAAGAAGAGGGAUUUUGAAGAGAAAAGGAAGGGGGUGGCCAUGGCGGAAAUAAAAAAGGAACUGAAAGAAGCGGAGAUGGAGGCAGCUAGGCUUUUGGCGGAGAAAUUAAUCCGGGAAGAAAAUGAGAGGAGGAUCGCUGAAGAAAGGAAGAGACAGGAGAAACUGGCCGAAGAAGAAAGAAAGAGACGGGAGAAACUGGCCGAAGAAGAAAGAAAGAGACGGGAGAAACUGGCCGAAGAAGAAAGAAAGAAACAGGAGAAGUUGGCCGAAGAGGAAAGAAAGAAACAGGAAAAGCUGGCUGAGGAGGAAAAGGCGAAACGGGCAGCUGAAAAGGCGAGACUGGAGGCGGAGAGGUUGGUCAAAGAAAAAGCCAAGAAAAACAAGAGAGAUGGCAGCAGUCCUGCAUUGAUGCACGGUCCCAUACUGCUGCUUUUGUUGUGUGUGUUGGGUUGCACUCUCGUUUGCUAA